CUUGGAUUAAUUUGUGUAGCUCAAGUUGUUCUAGAACCUUGUAUGGUUCACAUUUCUUUGUUCCUAGCGCAAUGCGAAAACCCUUUUGGUUUGAGCGUUGUCGCCUAUCAGUGUAGCACAGCCACUUCGUUUCACUAGAGUACUGAAGAUCAGCAACAUGGUGUGCAGUUUGUUUUUCGUAGCAAUCUUCAACUGAAACAAACCAUAAAAAUUUCGAAGGGAAUGAAAUCGUUUUAUCCAUUGACUGGCAAUAGUCGGUGCCUUUCAGAGUUUUUUGAUAACUACUAGCUCUAUUAUACUUCUGCUUCUCGCGUCCAAAAUAUGGCCGACCGUUUUAUUGCAUUCGCGGACACUGCAGCUCAGGUGUCUGAGGAUCCGGCGGAAGCAGACCGCUGCAGCGGCCAGCUGACGCCCGAUCAGGCAAAGAACAUGGCGAUUGUCAGCCGCAUGCUGGACAGCUGGGUCUCCGGGGCGUUUCAUCCGCACUUGGCGAAACUCCCGCCCCUUGCAGAGGUGUCUCUCGUUCCUUUGGCGGUCGCGGGGACGCGAAAGUCGAUGAUGAAAGGAAGAACGAACGAGAAAAGAGAGUCGGGCGAUCCUCAAAGAGGACCGGCUAGCGUGGAUUCCCAUUCAUCGCCGCACCGACCCUUUGAGCCGCCUGCCAGAACCGUGACGCCGGAUGAUUCGAGAGCACAGGGUGCGAAAAAGGAACACGAUUCGCGAUCGAUUGACAGUGUCGUGGCGACAACAACAAUACUGCUUAAACAACGAUCCGAUGAAGACAACAAGCUUCUAACACAACCUAGCUUCAUCGUGACUGCGACCCCGACCCUGAUCAGUGCAACGGCCGCAGACCUUGAGCAACCGGUAAGCCUGCUGAGCGAAAUUAGCAAGAACGGGAGUCGCGAGGCAUUUGAAAAACUGAAGUUGGAGAGCGACCAGGCCUCAAGUCCGCGAUCCACAGCCUACUGCUCUCCAGCCUUAACGGACUCCGCGGCCAGUAGCGAUCCAGAAAACUGCGACGAGCUCAGCUUGGUGUUUCAGGAAAUGACAGAAGCGGAGCGGAGAGAGGAAGAGAAGGAAGGAACAACAAAUGCCGUAGCAGAUCGCUCUUCGAGCCGCGAAUCGUCCAGACGAAAGAGUAAUCGCUAUUCCAAGAUGCAGCGCGCGUCCGUCGGCAGCUGCGAUAUCGAACCGGAGGAGUCCUCCGUUCGUGUAAUUAAAAAGUCCACGCAGGACCAGGAUGACGAAGUGCAGGACGAACUGUCGGAACAAAAUCCCAUCCCUGAACCGCAAGAUCCGAGGCCACCCUUACCUGCUGAUGUUCGGAAUGUUUUGAAAAAUUUCUUCGAGGACGAUUUUUCGUGCGAUUGCCGGGGACCCCGUGGUUCCGUCUUUCGUGAAUACGAGGGCCUGGACGAAAGCGCUUCCUGGUUGCAAUUUUUAAGUGGGCAGGCGAUCUCUAUUCGGCAAUCGCAGCUCUUCCCCGGACCACCCGACAGUGGAAAGGUGUACUUCGACUGGAAAUAUGUCGUGCGAAGCACCAACAAUGCAAAUUCGGAUUCGACUACAGCUGAAGGAGCAGAGAAGACCGAAGUAGAGCAUCACGACAUGAUCUGCUACAGUGUCGGGAAGCGUCGGAUCUCACACAUGAGGUCAUUUUUCGGAAAUGCGAAGGGCUGGGACGAAAUCGUUUUCAAGCAGAUGAACCAAAGUGAGGCUCUUUAAGCGAUAGUAAGCAGCUGCUUGUGGAAAAGAAAAAACAUGAGUUUCGCCGUCCUGCUGAUGUGUAAUAUUAUUCGACCAAUGUUGAUACUGAUAGUGAUAGUACGAACAUGCAGAAGAUGUUUCAUAUCCAGAUUCAUAUCAAGGAGCCAGUGUACGGUAUUACUAGCAAUCUACCGACUGUAUGUAUGAUGUACCUAAUCCAAGCGUUUAUGUUUUGCUUGUCUUGUUUUGCUUUGGAUUCUUCGACGCCAAUCACAACUAGAAAAGUGCCCAUUUGAUUUGGCGCAUCGAUCAACCAAGAGCAUGAUGAUUUGCAAUUUGGUUUUGCUACUCUUGAAUGAUGUGCCGGUUCGCUAGUCCUCUUCGAUUCUCAAUCACUUGGACAAGCACGGCAGACGAGCAGAACCAAAAUAAUAGAUCGCGUGUAUGGAAAAGCAUGAGCAACUAGAUAAACAGAUUUACGAC
This is a messenger RNA of Amoebophrya sp. A120, 2193 nucleotides long. The record is from the annotation of a GenBank genome assembly. Lineage: Eukaryota; Dinophyceae; Syndiniales; Amoebophryaceae.